Molecule: messenger RNA, 861 nt
Organism: Eurytemora carolleeae
Lineage: Eukaryota; Metazoa; Arthropoda; Copepoda; Calanoida; Temoridae
Product: sentrin-specific protease 6-like
Exons: 1
Coding region: 25-861 (278 amino acids)
Biological process (GO): protein desumoylation
Cellular component (GO): nucleus; cytoplasm
Molecular function (GO): SUMO-specific endopeptidase activity
Source: RefSeq, a predicted model, not a curated record
AAUGUUGACCUGUUCACUAAGGAUAUGGUGAUUUUCCCCAUCUGUCAGGAGUCCCAUUGGUUUUUGAUCAUAGCGGUCAAACCAGGACUCAUCCAGAAGCCUGAUGAUCCCGAGGAGAGGUUGACCAGAGGUGACCCUUUCCUAAUCCUGCUGGACAGCAUGGGAGGAUACAAGGAGAAAGCUGUAUCUAUUAUAAGACAGUGUCUAUCCUGCGAGUGGAAAGCAAAGCGUGGUGGGACGGAAACCUUCUCUGCUCGUGAGAUAAAACUGAUGAAGCCCAAUAAACCGGAACAGGAUAAUUUUACUGACUGCGGGGUCUUCCUUCUACACUACGUAGAGAAGAUUUUUUGUUCUGUUGUCCAGUUUGACUGGUCUAAGCUUCCGGACUUGACGAACUGGUUUCCCAUGGAGGAAAUUCUCAAGAAGAGAUUUGAACUUGCAACCCAUAUUCAGAAUCUUGCAAGAUCGCAGAAGGGGGUGACGCAGUUUCCGGUUAUAAAACUGAACAACGGAGACCCCUCCCGCCGGAGCAAACGUCGGAAGGGUUUUAGGGCGGAGCUAGACUACGGGACGGAUUUGGAAGAGGCUUUGGAUUUACCAGGUGCAGGAGAAUUCUCAGUAGGGCACACCCCAGUUCGGGAAUCUACUUCGGCAGAGUCCACACCAGUUCGGGAAUCUACAUCAGCAGAGUCCACACCAGUUCGGAAAUCUACUUCGGCAGAGUCCACACCAGUUCGGGAAUCUACUUCGGCAGAGUCCACACCAGUUCGGGAAUCUACAUCAGCAGAGCCACAGAGUUCAAACAAACUAGAUGAUGAACUUGCGCUCGUGGGUGAUCUUGAAAACGAUGAACUGGGUUAA